This is a messenger RNA of Dibothriocephalus latus, 531 nucleotides long. Lineage: Eukaryota; Metazoa; Platyhelminthes; Cestoda; Diphyllobothriidea; Diphyllobothriidae. The record is from the annotation of a GenBank genome assembly.
AUGGGCCAUUUUGAUUGGCUGCGAACGAAGGUUAAGUGCCUGAGUGCACGGCUGCGCUAUCAUGCCUUAUCACCUCUUCUCCUCCUUCUGUUACUGCUGCUGCUGCUGCUAUUUAUGAUACAGCAGCGCUGUAACGCUGGCACCGUUAGCACCAUGCUCUCCCCAUACCAAGAGACGUUUUAUGAUGAGAUACUACUGAAAGACGUCUGCCCAGAUCUCAGUCAAAUACAGAAGGAAAGUGCACUUGUUGAUCUGACUCUCAAGACGCAAGGUGGUCUGCCUAUCAAAGUGCAUCGUGUUGUUUUUGCGGCUCGUUUGCCAAAACUGCAAGACUUUAUUUGCAGUUCCACCGACUCAACCCUUGAUUGGUCUCGCUUCCCACAGAGCUCGGUGGAAGCAUUGACCGAGUACGUUUACACAGGCCGACUGGAGGUUUCCACGAGGACGGUGCAGCCAAUAUACCUUCUGGCCGCCUCUGUGGAAUUGGAGCAUGUGCGUCGUUGGUGUGGGCAGUUUAUGAUUCAACGGUGA